This is a messenger RNA of Notothenia coriiceps (black rockcod), 5282 nucleotides long. RefSeq names its product transient receptor potential cation channel subfamily M member 3-like. The transcript is spliced from 19 exons. Gene Ontology annotation, molecular function: monoatomic cation channel activity. Gene Ontology annotation, cellular component: plasma membrane. The record is from RefSeq and is a predicted model, not a curated record. The coding region runs from base 1 to 4305 and encodes 1434 amino acids. NCBI's taxonomy places the organism in Eukaryota, Metazoa, Chordata, Actinopteri, Perciformes, Nototheniidae. Gene Ontology annotation, biological process: monoatomic cation transmembrane transport; protein tetramerization; metal ion transport.
AUGAAGGUCCACACAGAUCCAACUGACGCCCAUAGCUCCCUCGACCUCGAACUUUUCUGGCCAAAAGACGAAGUGUGGCGUCACUCUUCGUCGGAAAAUCGAGGCCUUGUCACCCGCGUCCGUUCAAAGUUCAUAACAGUUUUCCGGAUGGGGUCGGAGGGCCAUCAGGACAUUGACCUUGCCAUCCUCACUGCAUUACUCAAAGGUGCCAACGCCUCGGCCCCUGACCAGCUGAGUUUGGCUCUGGCUUGGAACAGAGUGGACAUCGCCCGCAGUCAGAUCUUCAUCUACGGACAGCAGUGGCCUAUCGGUUCCCUGGAGCAGGCGAUGCUGGAUGCCUUAGUUCUGGACAGAGUGGACUUUGUCAAGCUGCUGAUUGAAAAUGGAGUCAGCAUGCAUCGCUUCCUCACGCUUUCCAGACUGGAGGAGCUCUACAACACGAGACAUGGGCCGUCCAACACGCUGUACCACCUGGUCAGAGAUGUCAAAAAGGGAAACCUGCCUCCGGACUACCGCAUCAGCCUCAUCGACAUCGGACUGGUCAUUGAAUACCUCAUGGGCGGAGCUUAUCGUUGUAACUACACCAGGAAGAGAUUCAGAACUCUGUACCACAACCUCUUUGGACCCAAGAGGCCCAAAGCCCUGAAACUGCUGGGGAUGGAGGAUGACAUGCCUAUCCGCAGAGGUCGCCAGAAGACGACGCGCAAGCGAGAGGAGGAAGUGGACAUAGAUUUGGACGACCCCGAAAUCAACCACUUCCCUUUUCCUUUCCAUGAGCUCAUGGUUUGGGCCGUGCUUAUGAAACGUCAGAAGAUGGCGCUGUUCUUUUGGCAGCACGGUGAAGAGGCCAUGGCCAAGGCCUUGGUAGCAUGUAAGCUUUGUAAGGCCAUGGCACACGAAGCCUCCGAGAACGACAUGGUGGACGACAUUUCUCAGGAACUAAACCACAACUCCAGAGAGUUUGCCCAGCUGGCAGUGGAACUCCUAGACCAGUCGUAUAAACAGGACGAGCAGAUGGCCAUGAAGCUCCUGACGUACGAGCUGAAGAACUGGAGCAACGCCACCUGCCUGCAGCUGGCGGUAGCGGCCAAACACAGAGACUUCAUUGCUCACACCUGCAGUCAGAUGCUGCUGACCGACAUGUGGAUGGGACGCCUGCGCAUGCGCAAAAACUCAGGCCUGAAGGUUAUCUUAGGGCUGCUUCUGCCACCGUCCAUCCUGAGUCUGGAGUUCAAGAACAAGGAUGAGAUGUCCUACAUGCCCCAGGAUCAGGAGGCCUACCUGCAGGAGAAGGAGGAGGAGGAGCCUGAAAAGCCAGCGAAGGAGAAGGAGGAUGAAGACAUGGAGUUCACAGUAAGAUCUUACUGUGAGGCGCAGUACAACUCCGUGGCAAUGCUAGGUAACGUAACCACCGAGACCUCCAGGAAGAAGGAUGUCGAGGAGGUUCAGAAACGCCACCGCCUCAUCCCCUUGGGACGCAAGAUAUACGAGUUCUACAACGCUCCCAUCGUCAAGUUCUGGUUCCAUACGAUGGCAUACGUGGGCUACCUGAUGUUGUUCAACUACAUUGUGCUGGUGAAGAUGGACCUGUGGCCCUCCACUCAGGAGUGGAUCGUCAUCGCUUACAUCUUCACCAACGGCAUCGAGAAGAUGAGAGAGAUCCUGAUGUCAGAGCCGGGGAAGUUGCUUCAGAAGGUGAAGGUGUGGCUCCAGGAGUACUGGAACAUCACGGACCUCAUGGCCAUCCUCAUAUUCUCCGUGGGUAUGGUUCUGCGUCUCCAGGAGCCGCCGCUCAUGAGCUACGGGCGGGUCAUCUACUGCGUGAACAUCAUCUAUUGGUACAUCCGGCUGCUGGACAUCUUCGGGGUCAACAAGUACCUGGGACCCUACGUGAUGAUGAUUGGCAAGAUGAUGAUCGACAUGAUGUAUUUUGUGAUCAUCAUGUUGGUGGUGCUGAUGAGUUUCGGUGUGGCGCGUCAGGCCAUCCUCAACCCGAAUGAAGACCCCUCCUGGAUGCUAGCUAGGAACAUCUUCUUCAUGCCUUACUGGAUGAUAUAUGGAGAGGUGUUUGCCGACCAGAUUGAUCAUAUGCAUAGUAGGAAGUUAAAGCAAAGGCUGAAUGAAAAACCCUGGCUGUCUUCAAAUUACUUGCGAACUUACGGAACCUGGCGUAGUAGUGGUCCAUCCAACUUUCCCCAGUGCAGUCAAACCCCCACCCCCUGCGGGCAGAACAUCACUACAGAUGAUGGGGGGGUGGUGUCGCUGCCUCCCUGUAAGACGGGGGCCUGGAUCGUCCCGGCCAUCAUGGCCUGCUACCUGCUGGUGGCCAACAUCCUGCUGGUCAACCUCCUCAUCGCCGUGUUCAACAAUACAUUUUUCGAGGUGAAGUCCAUCUCUAACCAGGUGUGGAAGUUUCAGCGCUACCAGCUCAUCAUGACCUAUUACGAGCGCCCGGUCCUUCCUCCCCCCCUCAUCAUCUUCAGUCACAUCACCAUGGCGCUCAAGCAUCUGUGUUGCCGCUGGCGCAAGCACGACGACGACGAGAGGGACUAUGGACUGAAACUGUUCAUCACUGAGGACGAGCUGAAGAAGGUCCACGACUUUGAGGAGCAGUGCAUAGAGGAAUACUUCAGAGAGAAAGACGACCGCUUCCACUCCUCCAACGAUGAGAGGAUCAGAGUGACUUCUGAAAGGGUGGAGAAUAUGGCUAUGCGUCUGGAGGAAGUCAAUGAAAGGGAACACUUCAUGAAGGCCUCUCUGCAGACCGUUGACAUCCGUCUGGCCCAAAUGGAGGAGCUGAUUGGAAGAAUUGCCGUAGCCCUGGAGCGAGUGACGGGUGUGGAGCGUGGGGAGGUGGUCACCAAAGUACGAUCCCGGACCUCCUCUGACUGCACGGACUCUGCUUACAUCCUCCGUCAGGGUGAGUGCCCGGAUUCAUACAUCCUGCGUCAAAGCAGCUUUAACAGCACAGAAGGGAACACCUACCGCCUGCAGGAGGCCCUGGAGGGGACAGCGGAGGGCUCCAUGUCCCCCCCCUCUCCCACCGCCAUGGCUGCACGGACACGGAGCCACUCGUUUUAUGUGGGCCGUGGCGGUGAGCGAGGAAGCAGAGCGGAGCGCGCUGAGAGCUUCUUCAAAGAGCGCUCGCUCAGCCUGCAUCGAGCCAACAGCUCACAGUCAGUGUCCUCAGGUACUGCCGCCAAGGAGUCUAAGCCCCUCCCCCUGGCCACGCUGUCGGUCUCCCAGCAGCACCGUCCAUCAUCAUGCAUCGAUAUCUACGUCUCAACCUCUGAGGAGGUGGGGCCUGCGGAGGUCUUUCUGGAUCCUCUCCGAAGGAUCCCGACGCUCCAGAGAGACUGCUCCCUGCAGUCGGAUGUCAUGGAGACGGUGCUGCCGGGGGGCCGGGACUUUGGCAGCGCCUCCCCCAGCGGGAUGGGCGACAGGCACUCGGAGGGUGGAGUAGGCAGCAGCGGAACAACCGGAGCCAUGUUUGACGACAGUGCAGCUGCUGACUUGUCCUUGUGCUCAGCCCACCUCUUACCAGACCAGUCAUCUCCCUGGGACAUAGAUCCAUCCCCCCCCCCCUCAGCAGGGCUGCUGGAGCGCUCUAAGAGCAGCCGCUACCUCUCCGCAGCGGGCACAUCCUUCCUGGAAGAGCCCCCUCUGGCCAAGUCCCACAGCCUCAUGUUCACAUCCCGAGGCUGCUACAGCGGGCUGGGGGCCGGGGUCCAGGUGAAGGCGACAGAGUACACCAGCAUCACGGACUGCAUCGACACACGCUGUGUCUCCGCUCCGUACACUCCUGUAGAACGCUCUCACUCCCCCGGAGGGUCCACCUCCUUCCCCUUUGAUAAGCCGUCAGAAAUUGCUUCCACUCACCCAGAGAGAGAGGCAGAGCUUAGCCACACAGAGUCAGAUCCAGAGGACCCUGAGGACCUGAUUCAGACCCCUGAUACCCCUCGUCUAGGGGGCCUUGACGGGCCCAGUGGGGCCCCUUUCUGCUCCCCCUACUCGAGGCUUGAGCGAGCAAACAGCUGCUCCUCAGACGACUCCCAUCCUUCCCUCACGCUGGCCCCUCCACACCGGAAGAGCCUGUCGGUGAGUGAGAGGAUGGAGAUGGGACCGGUUCUGGGGGCAGACAGGGGGCCUGGGCCCGGGGGCCGGGGUCUGGCAGGAACCAGAAACCCCUUCCUCAGGAGCAAGUCUGGAGCACGACCUGAAGCAGCCAAGACUGACAGCCUCUCCAUGAGGAAGCUGGCCACGCCCUCAGCUUUCCGCAGCUUCGACAGACAGAACUACACGUGACAAGAACCCUGGUCUGCACACUCACACACUGACAGGACCGGGGGGGGGGGACUGAGAGGGCCGGGGGCCAAACAGAGAGCAGGGUGGAGUUGCCCACAGAUGCUGAUCUACAGAUUUUUCACUUAUGUUUUAGAUUAGAAAAGAUGGUAAAAGUUUAUUCAAAUUCAGUGCUGAAGGGCAACUUUACUCUGGACCAGGUGUCAGGGGGACAGGAUGGGAGAUGGAGGGGUCCUACUGUACACCAGUCAAAAACCAAGAGCUAUGAAUCUAGAGUAGUUUUUACCUCCUCUUGUAGCUAAGUAACUCUCUAUGGGGUGUUUUUGCAAUGGAAGGUGUAUUUGUACUGUAUGUCUUCCACCCACCAACCUUACAUCGAGUAGUCAUGUCACUGUUUUACAUCACAUAUCAAUCACGUAAGUCACAGACAGUAAACUGUCACUGCUAGCUGCAAACACCUCCUUUGGUUAUUUUGUCUCAGCAUAGUCAUCACUGUCACAGAACUUUUGCUUUAAAUACAUUAACCUCAUAUAAUCCUCACUCCACUCUAUACGACCCCAGCACUAAAGGAUUCAGCGAAGUGUGUUGGAAACAUCUGGAACUAUUUUCUCUCGUGGUUGCACUGGAAAUGAACUGCAGUAACUUGGCAACAACUUACCUCUAGAUACACAAAUACACCUUUCAAGCAAUCAAUACUUAUCUUUUUUUCCUUUAGUUGUCUUACGUUUCGUAGCACCAUUUAUCCACCAAAUUGUCUGAUUAUAGUUUAUUGAAAAGGUUACAUUUGUCUCCUGGUCAGGUGUCAGCAGGAUGUAUGCGCAGUAAAAACUGGGUUGAAGUAGCCACCUGAUAAGAAUAAGUACAACUGAUGUCCAGGCACGAAUCCACAUCAGGAAAAUAAAGGAAAGGAUUUAGAAGAUUUUAAUCACGCACAUGCAGACGUGCAUAUGCAUGUUACACACACACACACACACACACAC